Messenger RNA from Lichtheimia ornata, 969 nucleotides. RefSeq lists its product as uncharacterized. The transcript has 4 exons. Lineage: Eukaryota; Fungi; Mucoromycota; Mucoromycetes; Mucorales; Lichtheimiaceae. Gene Ontology annotation, cellular component: cytosol. The record is from RefSeq and is a predicted model, not a curated record. Bases 1 to 969 code for a protein of 322 amino acids. Gene Ontology annotation, molecular function: aldose reductase (NADPH) activity.
AUGUCACAAGAAAACACAAUCACUUUGGAACCAAGUGGACAAAAGAUGCCCCUUGUGGGUUUGGGCACUUGGAAAAUUACGAACGACCAAGGCGAGGAAAUGAUUUAUAGAGCUAUCAAGAAUGGCUACCGUCUUAUUGACACAGCCUUGCUAUACGACAACCAGGAAGGUGUUGGCAAGGGUAUUCGCCGUGCCAUUGACGAGGGUAUUGUAAAGCGCGAGGAUGUCUUUGUUACGGCCAAAUUGUGGAACUGUUAUCAUCACAAGAGUCAUGUGCGCCCUCAAUUUGAACGUGAUCUCAAGCAACUUGGUCUCGAUUACAUUGAUUUGUACCAUAUCCAUUGGCCCAUUCCACAAAAGUACGUUGAUCCAUCUCGUCAAUAUCCACCUGAAUGGGUCGAUCCCGAUUCGAAAAAGCUCGAGUUGGAAAGAUCGCCUCUUCAAGAUUUAUGGCGUGAGUUGGAAGCUUUGGUCAAGGAAGGCAAGCUACGCAAUAUCGGUAUCUCGAACUUUAAUGUGCAGCUGACAUUGGAUCUCUUGACGUAUUGCGAGAUCAAGCCUGCUGUGCUACAAAUCGAGAUGCACCCGUACUUGCAACGCCAAAGAGUCGUCGACUGGUUCCAAAAACAAGGUAUCCAAGUGACAGCUUACUCGCAAUUUGGUCCCGAAGCAUUCGAUAAAUUCACCGCGGAGAACAUGCAUCUGGUCCCCUUGAUGGAACAUGAAACCAUCAAAAAGAUCGCUGACAAGCAUGGCAAGACCACAGGCCAAGUCUUAUUACGUUGGCAAGUGCAACGAAAAGUGGCCGUCAUUCCAAAGAGCAGCAACGACACACGCCAAAAACAAAACCUCGACUUGUUUUCCUGGUCGUUGGAUGAUCAAGAUUACAAGGCGAUCACGGACAUGGAUAAGAACAUUCGAUACAAUGAGCUUGAGCUUUACGGUAUUGAUAUUCCUUUGUACGAGUAA